This is a messenger RNA of Colletotrichum phormii, 1435 nucleotides long. RefSeq lists its product as uncharacterized. The transcript has a single exon. NCBI's taxonomy places the organism in Eukaryota, Fungi, Ascomycota, Sordariomycetes, Glomerellales, Glomerellaceae. The record is from RefSeq and is a predicted model, not a curated record. The coding region runs from base 203 to 1138 and encodes 311 amino acids.
CACGAUGUUUCAGAUACUCACCUCCUUAGUGUGAACUGACUUGCUAGCACCUAGUCAUACGUUCUCGACAGUUCUCCCCGAGAGCAUUGUUGGAGAGGCCUGCCUCAUGUCCCUCGACACCCAACUUUAUACAAAUACUCCGUGUACAGAACCUCUAACUCAAGCAGACCUUCUGAAAUUACAUCGAUAAUCGACAUUCAACAUGGAGCAGUACGGCAGAGACCCCGAGCCUCAGCGCUCACCCAGCACAUUCAUCUACAAUCUUGCGUUCAGACAAAACUAUCAGAAUUCGGCGACCAGUAGGGAUUCGAUGGCUAUACAAGCUUCGCCUACGCCACCUUUGUUCUAUUCGCAACUCCACGCUGGUUUUCUUCUGGAACGACGCGCUCUGGCUGGGCGCACUAUCUACGGCAGGCCACUUGAGCCAUUGACUGUUUGUAUUCCGCACCGAAGAGACAUGAACGAAUCCGUAACGAACUCUGGCGGGGCAAGAUGCGAAAUUGAGCAGUUUCCAACAUGGCUUUAUCCCCGCGAGGUGGUUCCUCCGAUGCAUGGGGAGAGGCAUGCUCUGGCAGUCAGGAUUCACUCGGUUCAGGAAAUUUGUCUACGAGCUAGUCAGAAGUAUCACGAACAACGACGCAGACAACGCAGAAACGAUCGCAAAGAAGAACGUGGAGGCAAUCGCAGGGGGAGCUGCCUAGGGGGGUUUCGCCGAAGUAGUCGUCGCCCCGGUCCCUACGAUCGACCCGUUCAACGAGAUUCGCAACAUAAUUUCUCGUCUUCAGCCUCUCCGACCGAUAGCGACAGGGUACCAAAUGAAUCGCUGGUGGACAGCAUCAGCCGGAUUUGCGACCAUCUCUGGGAACAAGCCAAACUAGACACACUGAUCCGAUUGCUGGCCAAGGGGGAGAAGCGGGAGGCAGCGGCAACCAUGGCGCAGCUGCUAGAGUGGGCAGAAACGGUCGUGGAGUGUGGUGAUCGCAGUGAACUCAGCGAAUCUCCCGACAGGUCGGACUUAUUGCUGUUACUCGAAGCUGCAAAAUAUCUAUGUUGCUGGCUUGGCGACAGUGAUGGGGAAGCAGAACUUGGAGAAGUUGAGGGCGCUGUGACAUUCUAUCUCAUUUUCGGAGUGGUAUAGACUCAUAGAAGGGUGGAUCAGUUUGUUUGGUGAUGUUGGCACGGGCUUAGAAGUGAAGCACAAGGGAAUCGGUAGAAAAUGUUUCUAGUUGUCUCAUGUCAACAGCGGAAUCGUAUGGUUGAUUCUGAGUAGACAAAAACCAUGACCAGUCGAAUUCUUACUUUGCAGGGCUCCAUCUUUCAAGAGAUGGAUGAUUUUAUGUCGCAGAAAUAGGAGACCGAAAUAUGAUACUUUGGCUCAGGCAUCACACUCCCUGAAUGCAAUUCUUCUUUCUGUACUUGCAAGGUAAUCAAUGGA